GCAAUUUACCACUUCCUUUCACACCGGCGCUCCGUCGGGCAUUUACACCGUUUGAGGACCGGCUGGAUUAAAAGUCCGAUUGGGUGUAACAUCAUUAACGAAAUGUCUUCUCCACUCCGACUUCAGGUCAUGGCGAAGUUCAACGCCCCCGUGAUCCAGGACAAUCCGUCCGGAUGGGGUCCUUGUGCGGUCCCAGAUAAAUUUAAAGACAUGCCCUACCAGCCUUUCAGCAAAGGAGACCGUCUCGGAAAGGUUGCUGACUGGACUGGAGCCACUUAUCAAGACAAGAGAUACACAAAUAAAUAUUCCUCUCAGUUUGGAGGCGGUAGUCAGUACGCCUACUUUCACGAGGAGGACGAGACGAGCUUCCAGCUGGUGGACACGGCCAAGACGCAGAAGACCGCCUACCAGAGGAACCGCAUGAGGUUUGCUCAGAGGAAUAUGCGCAGGGAGAAAGAUCGCAGGAACAUGACUCAGUUCAACAUGCAAACACUCCCCAAGAGUGCCAAGCAAAAGGAGAGGGAUCGUAUGCGCCUGCAGAAGAAGUUCCAGAAGCAGUUUGGUGUCCGUCAGAAGUGGGACCAGAAAUCCCAGCUGAAGCCCAGAGACUCCUCUGUGGAGGUGAGGAGCGACUGGGAGGUGAAGGAGGAGAUGGACUUCCCCCGACUGAUGAAAAUGAGAUACAACGAGGUGGCUGACCCUGAGGACAUUGAGUGCUGCGGGGCUUUGGAGCACUACGAUAAGGCUUUUGACCGGAUCACCACCCGCAAUGAGAAGCAGCUGAAAAGCAUCAAGAGGAUCUUCCACACCGUCACCACCACUGAUGAUCCCGUCAUCCGCAAGCUGGCUAAGACUCAGGGUAAUGUGUUUGCCACCGACGCCAUCUUGGCGACCUUGAUGUGCUGCACACGCUCUGUCAACUCCUGGGACAUCAUCGUGCAGAGAGUGGGCAACAAGCUGUUCUUUGACAAGAGAGACAACUCUGACUUUGAUCUGCUCACCGUGAGUGAGACGGCCAAUGAGCCGCCGCAGGACGAGGGAAACUCCUUCAACUCUCCUCGUAACCUGGCCAUGGAGGCCACGUACAUCAACCACAACUUCAGCCAGCAGUGUUUACGCAUGGGUGGAGAGAGGCACAAGUUUCCUAACCCCAACCCGUUCGUGGAGGAGGAUACGGACAAGAGUGAGGUGGCCUCUGUUGCCUACAGGUACCGUCACUGGAAGCUCGGGGAAGAUAUCGACCUGAUCGUCCGCUGUGAGCACGACGGAGUGAUGACCGGCGCCAACGGAGAAGUGUCCUUCCUCAACGUCAAGACCCUCAACGAGUGGGACUCCAGGGUAAGAGGCAGCAGGAGUUCUUUCAGGAGCAGAGGAUUUCUUUGUCUCUACAUGAUUUAAGUCUUUUGCAAAGUC
Molecule: messenger RNA, 1413 nt
Organism: Notothenia coriiceps (black rockcod)
Lineage: Eukaryota; Metazoa; Chordata; Actinopteri; Perciformes; Nototheniidae
Gene: eif3d
Product: eukaryotic translation initiation factor 3, subunit D
Exons: 12
Coding region: 103-1398 (431 amino acids)
Biological process (GO): translational initiation
Cellular component (GO): cytoplasm; eukaryotic translation initiation factor 3 complex
Molecular function (GO): translation initiation factor activity
Source: RefSeq, a predicted model, not a curated record